AUGAUGUUGCCGGAUUGCACUCUCUCCCAUUUUAGUGCAUGGAUUUACCAACUUGCUGAAGCCGCCAACGGGGUGCUAGUUCCACAUACUCAAACGCCAUCUGCAGAGAGCAAAGGUACCAGUCGAUUUCGAGAGAUCAAACCAAAAUCCGGAUUCCUUAAUUCUCACUCACAGUUUGAUGCAAAUAAUAACGAAUCAAAACAUAAGUGCUACGUUUGCCAAGGAAGUUGUAGUUCAGUGGCUGUAUGUAAACAAUUUCAGCAGCUCAGUCGAACCUCAAAGUGGGGAACGGUAAGAGAAUACCAACUUUGUAGAAGAUGUUUGAAGAAACACAAUAUACGGAAUUGCCCUUUAACAUCAGUUUGCGGCAAAGACAAUUGCACCUUCAAACAUCAUCCGCUAUUGCACAAUGACCAGAACAACGUGGAGAAAUCGAUCAAGAAAGAAAUUCAAGAGGUGAAAGGAAACGUUUCGGUCCAUAUGAAAAGCCAUUGCAACGCUCAUCGUAACAAUUGUGAAUCCACCCUAUUUCGAAUCGUACCAGUGAUCCUGUAUGGAAAUGGAUCUCAAAUUAAGACUUUCGCCUUCCUGGAUGAUGGUUCGUCCUUGACCUUGAUGGACGAGGAACUCGCAACCCAACUUAAUAUGAAGGGUAAACCACAGCCGUUGUGUCUAAAGUGGACUGGCAACACUAAUAGAUAUGAAAACCAGUCACAAUUGCUCACUCUCCGAAUUUCAAGCACAGUACAUGAUGCUAAGAUUUACGCAUUGUCUGAUGUUCACACUGUGAAGAACCUAUCGCUGCCUUAUCAAUCUCUAAAUUUCGAAGACCUACAGAAUAAAUAUGAACAUCUAAAAGGACUACCCAUCGAAUCGUAUGAUAAUCAAUCUCCACGUUUGUUAAUUGGCCUGAAGCAUACAAAAUUGGGACUUCCUCUAAAAUGUCGAGAAGGGAGAACCGAAGAGCCGGUCGCAACUAAGACUCGUUUGGGAUGGCUAGUGCAUGGUAGUUGCUCUCAACAGUUACAUGACGUUGAAUUAAGAUACCAACACCACAAUUUUCACAUCUGUGAAUGCAAUGAUACUGGAUUGCAGCGUCUAGUUAAAGAUUAUAUUUGUAUGGAUAACUUCGGGAUAUCAAACGCAGACAAGGUAUUGAUGCCAACAGAAGACAAGCGUGCGCUGGAUCAGCUAGAUACCAAUACAAUUCGAAAAAAUGGGCGCUACGAAACAUCGCUGCUCUGGAAAUUCGAUGACUUCGCUAUACCAAACAGUCUUCCCAUGGCAAAAAGGCGACUAGCUUGUCUUCACAAGAGAAUGAAGAGGGAGCCGCAGCUGGCUAAAUCCCUAGACGAGAAGAUCAAACAAUUUAUCAAAAAAGGGUAUGCUAGAAAGCUCACAAAAGAAGAAGUAACUGAAAGAGGUGACCGCUGUUGGUAUCUUCCUAUAUUUCCUGUUUUCAAUCCAAACAAACCUGGGAAGCUAAGGAUAGUAUGGGACGCAGCAGCGACCGUUCAAGGUGUAUCGCUGAACUCUAUGCUUUUGAGGGGUCCAGGUCAACUUGCAUCACUUAUAGCUGUUUUGUUUAAAUUCAGAGAAGAGCUAGUUGCAAUCUUCGCAGACAUCAUGGAAAUGUACCACCAAAUUCAGAUUCGCAAGGAAGACCAACACUUUCAAAGGUUUUUAUGGAGUACCAGCGAGGAAGUUGAACCUGAGGUGUUAGCAAUGCAGGUAAUGAUAAUGGGAGCGACAUCUGCCUCCGCCAGCGCGCAGUAUGUGAUCAGAAAGAAUGCCGAUGAAUUUUCCGCCAAGUUUCCAAGAGCUGUUCAAUCGAUCAAAAAUAAUCAAUAUGUCGAUGAUCUGAUGGAUAGUACAAGCUCGGAAGAGAAGGCUAUACAAUUGGCUAAAGAAAUUUGUUACGUACACCUACAAGGAGGAUUCUUCAUUAGGAACUGGAUUUCUAAUUCACCUGAAGUCGUAAAAGCAAUGAAAUCUGAACCAACCGACCAAGUGGAUCUUGCUCUUGACGUGGAAAUGGGGACUGAAAAGGUUUUAGGCAUGUGGUGGUGCACUGCAUCUGAUUGCUUUACCUAUAAAAUAAAUGCCAGUGCAGUUCAAUCUGAUAUUCUUUCCGGUCACAAACGUCCAACGAAACGAGAAGUUCUAAGGAUUUUGAUGACGAUCUUCGACCCAUUAGGUCUCGUAGCACAUUUCCUCAUGUACAUUAAGGUACUUCUACAGGAUGUAUGGCGAUCCAAUAUCGGAUGGGACGAAGAUAUCAAAGAUGCGGAGCUAGAAAAGUGGCUGAAAUGGAUUCGAUACCUGCCUGAAAUCGUGAAACUCAAAAUUCCGAGAUGCUAUAUCGUCAAUAAUCCUGAUUCGAGUUCCGAAAUUCAGUUGCACGUAUUCGUGGAUGCAAGCGAAAAUGGUUUCGCCGCUGUUGCAUACCUGAGAAUCGCAAAUGACGAUAAUAUAAACUGUGUCCUGAUUGGUGCCAAAACGAGAGUAGCUCCAUUAAAAAGCUUAUCGAUCCCAAGGCUUGAGCUUCAGGCGGCAGUCCUCGGCGUAAGAUUUGCGAAAGUCAUUACAAAAUCACACACGAUCCGUAUUUCCCAGUGUACUUUCUGGUCGGAUUCAAAAAAUGUUCUAAGCUGGAUUCAAUCUGAUCACCGCAGAUACAAACCUUUCGUUGCCUAUCGUGUAAGCGAAAUAUUGGACUUCUCAGAAAUAUCCGAUUGGAAAUGGAUUUCCACUAAGUUAAAUGUUGCUGAUGAAGGAACGAAGUGGCAGAAAGUUCCCGAGUUUAAGGCGUCCAAUCGGUGGUUUACGGGUCCAGAAUUUUUGAAAACUAACCCGAAUCUUUGGCCAAAUGAAAUACCCCCUGAGAAUGCCACAGUUGAGGAGUUAAAAACAUGUUUUGUCAACCUACAUACGCUGAAUAAAGAAGAAAAUUUUCGAAUCAGUGAUACCUCAAGUUGGAGACGGCUAAUUAGGACUGCAGCAUACUUUUUUCGCUUCAUCCACAACACUAGCAUUAAGAGACAUCAAAGGAAGUCAGGUAUUCUUCAUCAGCAGAGAAAGGGAUAUCUCAGACAAGAAGAACUUCGAUCUGCCGAAGCUGAGUUAUUUCGUGAAGCCCAGACUAGUGAGUAUUGGGAUGAAAUGGUGGACUUAUCCUCCAAAAAAUCCGUUGAAAAGAGCAGCAUACUCUACAACCUGUGUCCAUACCUAGACGCAGAUAAGGUUAUUCGAGCGAAUAGCAGGAUACCUUCCUCUGCUGAUGUCAGCGAAGACGUUAAGAAACCCAUAAUUCUCCCAAGAAAUCAUCCCAUCACCGCGCUAAUCAUCACCGAUCUUCACGUCCGUUUCAACCAUCGAAACCACGAAACCGUUAUAAACGAACUGCGCCAAAAAUUUCACAUCGCUCAUAUGAGAUCUGCAUUAAGACUUGUAAGAAAAAACUGCCAAGAUUGCAAAAAUACCAGAGCCAAACCGCAACCUCCUAUGAUGGCUCAACUCCCACCAGCACGAAUUGCUCCAUUCUGUCGACCCUUCUCAUUCGUCGGAGUCGACUACUUUGGUCCUAUGAAUGUGAGUAUUCUUCGAAGAACCGAGAAACGAUGGGGAGUAUUGUUGACAUGUCUGACAACCAGAGCAAUUCAUCUUGAGAUCGCACACUCAUUAUCGGCAGAUUCGUGCAUUUUGGCUCUCAGAAAUUUUAUGGCAAGGCGUGGCGUUCCCAUCGAGAUCUUCAGCGACAACGGAACAAAUUUCCAUGGUGCUGAGCGAGAACUAAGAGAGGCGCUUAAAGAAGUCAACACUGAAAAACUAAUGGAGACGUUCACGACAACCGAUACCAAAUGGACCUUCAUUCCACCGGGGUCACCACAUAUGGGGGGCAGCUGGGAAAGGCUAGUGAGGUCAGUAAAAACCUCCCUCUACGACAUAGUGCCAACUAGAAAUCCUUCGGAUGAGUUGUUACGGAGCAUGCUUAUAGAGGUAGAAAACAUAGUAAAUUCCCGUCCACUUACCUAUAUUCCCAUCGACGACGAAAGCGAAGAAGCGUUAACUCCCAAUCACUUUCUUUUGGGGUCUUCAAAUGGCAGCAAACCACCCGCAGUAUUCGACAGUGACACUAAAUUACUUAAAAGAAACUGGCUUAUAUCGCAACAGUACGCAGAACGCUUCUGGCAACGCUGGGUAAGGGAGUAUCUUCCGACAAUUACCCGCCGAACCAAGUGGUUUACUUCAGUGAAGCCUAUUGAAAAGGGUGAUAUUGUCCUGAUUGUCGAUCCAAUGAGCCCAAGAAACUGCUGGCCCAAAGGUCGUGUAAUCCAAACUACGAUUUCUAAAGACGGCCAAGUUCGAAGCGCCUUUGUGCAAACACAAAGUGGAGUUUAUGAAAAGCCAGCAGUGAAAUUAGCUGUUCUAGAUAUCAGAGCUGAGAAAGAUGUUAGCCCACGGUCGGAACUACCAAGGGGGAGUGUUAACAACCCUGUGGCAAACGCAGUAUGA
Messenger RNA from Eupeodes corollae, 4515 nucleotides. RefSeq lists its product as uncharacterized. Lineage: Eukaryota; Metazoa; Arthropoda; Insecta; Diptera; Syrphidae. The transcript has a single exon. The coding region runs from base 1 to 4515 and encodes 1504 amino acids. The record is from RefSeq and is a predicted model, not a curated record. Gene Ontology annotation, molecular function: nucleic acid binding. Gene Ontology annotation, biological process: DNA integration.